AUGAGUGAAGAAACAUCACCUUUACGAUAUUACCUUCUUAAUACUUCGUUUCACGGUUUUCGGUAUAUUUCGGAAGCUGGAAGGCACUGGACUGAGCGUGCUUUUUGGACUCUCUGCUGCCUCCUCAGCUGGAUCGCCACCCUCCUCCUAAUCAAAUCCUCCUGGGAGGACUUCCAAACCAACGCCAUCAGCUUCGUCGUCGACACCAACUACCUCCCCUGGGACACCCACUUCCCCUCCAUCUCCGUCUGCGAAAGUGACAACCAGAAACGCAUCGCCGAAAUCACCGACAGCAUCUACGGCGACCCCCACGACUACAACCUCGACGAAAUCGUCAAAGAACUAGUCUACUUCCGCGGCCUCUCCUUCUACACUCUACAAAUAUGCGGCCCAGAAGCCCAAAUCCCCAGCGAGGACUGCGCCAAAGACAACCUAGGACACUUCUCCCAACUUGUGAGAAGCAACUGCAGCCAGAUUUUCAAAAAGUGCAAGUGGAACGAGGAGGAGUUUGACUGUUGUGCGUUUUUCGGGGCGCUGGACACGGAGAUGGGGGUUUGCUAUGCGAUUAAUUCUAUUCAAGAGGAGAAGAUGAAGAAGUUGAAGAUGGUAUCGAAUAUUAAAACAGGGCCUGGAAAGUUGUACUUGGAGAUUAAUGGAUUUGCGAAUGUUUAUAUCCUGGGGGAACAGGAGGUGCCCUCCAUGACGACGCUGACCACUGAUGUGAUACAAGUCACCCCUCAUAUACACUAUAGGAGGUUCUUGGCGGUCAAAGAGAUUGACAAUCAACCAGAAGUGAAAGAUGUGAGCAUUCGACAACGCAAAUGUCGUUUUUCGGAUGAAUCAGAUUUGAAUGUUUAUCGCUACUAUAGCUAUAGCGCUUGUUGCGUGCAAUGUCGGAAAGACGCUCAACUCAAAAUCUGCAAUUGUGCCCACCACCUAAUGCCCAACACAACCCCGAAGAACAAAUGUAACAUUACGGGCCUGUACUGUUUAAGCAAACAUUACAACGAAUUGUCUGUUUUAAAGCCGUAUUGGGCCAACAGGACCGGACUAGUGUGCGAUUGUUUGCCCAGCUGUACUGAGAUGGAGUUGGCUGUGGUCAGGGAUGACAAAACUGGCAUUCCUGAAGAUUACGCCAUUGUGGAACUGGCUUUAGAGCGUUUGCCCACUGAACGCUACAAAAGGAAUGUUGUAAGAGGAAAAUUAGAUCUAGUCGUGUCAAUGGGUGGCGGCACUGCUCUUUUUUUGGGCGCCAGUAUUUUGAGUUUCGUCGAAGUGUUGUACUACUUUUUCGUGCGACCUGUCAGCAAUUCAAUAAUUGCUAACGAAAAAAUGAAAGAAAAUCGGAAGUUUCGUCGAUUCAACGUCAAAAAUCAAGCAAGACUACCAACGAUUUCUUAAAAUUUUAUUCAAGCAUUUCUCUUAAUUUUUUCCUUAAGAUUUUCCCAAUUUCGUUUCUUGGAAUCUCCUCCACGAACCUCACUCCUCCAUGCAAAUGCUUCUCCUUCGCCAGAAACUUCCCCACAUGUUCCAUCAACUCCCUCUCUUCCAAGUCCGCCCCCUUCACGACGAACGCCACUGGCAACUCCCCGUACCUCUCAUCAGGCUUACCAACCACCGCAGCGUCGGUAACUCCC
This is a messenger RNA of Tribolium madens (black flour beetle), 1637 nucleotides long. Its product is annotated as sodium channel protein Nach-like. Lineage: Eukaryota; Metazoa; Arthropoda; Insecta; Coleoptera; Tenebrionidae. The transcript has 6 exons. Gene Ontology annotation, molecular function: ligand-gated sodium channel activity. The record is from RefSeq and is a predicted model, not a curated record. Gene Ontology annotation, biological process: sodium ion transmembrane transport. Gene Ontology annotation, cellular component: membrane. The coding region runs from base 1 to 1401 and encodes 466 amino acids.